AUGCCAGUCCGCUGUGCCGCCGCUGCACUCGGUGACUGUCUGACUGCUCCCGAGGACUGUCACCGCUCGGCUGUCUUCUCCGUCGCCUCCGCUGGCGCCGGCACCGACCCCGCCGAGCGCCACCGGUACAGCCGUCCUAGCGCCUUCGCUAGAGACCCCGCCGGCACCGCCGGGCGACACCCGCACGGCCGUCCUCGCACCACCGCUGGCGCCAGCACCGGCCUCGCCGAGCGCCGCCGCGUCCCGGCGCUCGCCAGCGACCCGGUACCCACAGACUGCCGUGUCCCGGCGUCCGCUGUUUCCGCCAGCGUCCCGGCGCUCGCCAGCGACCCGGCGUCCGCCUCCUCCGUAGGUGUCACGGCGCCCGCGCCCAGCCGCAUCCCGGCGCCCACAGACUUCAUCGGUCCGGAGCCUGCCGGCGCCCCGGCGCCCGCCUGCCUCCGGGCUCCGGCGCCCGCCCUCAUCACCGGCGUCCUGGCGCCCGCUGCUCACUCCGCUGGCGUCCAGGCGCCCACCGGCUCCAUCGUUCUCCACUUGCGGCAGCAGCGCACACGGUACGGGUCGCGGUGGUAG
This is a messenger RNA of Amphibalanus amphitrite, 573 nucleotides long. Its product is annotated as skin secretory protein xP2-like. The transcript is spliced from 2 exons. The record is from RefSeq and is a predicted model, not a curated record. Bases 1 to 573 code for a protein of 190 amino acids. NCBI's taxonomy places the organism in Eukaryota, Metazoa, Arthropoda, Thecostraca, Balanomorpha, Balanidae.